CGUAAAUGAGGCAAGAUGGCAGCGAACCCUGUCACAAACACACCUCUUUUUGACUGUCCAACAUGGGCAGGCAAGCCACCCCCCGGCCUGCAUUUGGACGUAGUGAAAGGAGACAAGCUGGUGGAGAAGCUGAUCAUCGAUGAAAAGAAGUACUACCUGUUCGGGAGGAACCCAGACGCCUGUGAUUUCACAAUAGACCACCAGUCAUGCUCGCGUGUUCAUGCAGCCCUUGUCUACCACAGGCAUCUCAAGAGGGUGUUCCUCAUCGACCUCAACAGCACACAUGGCACCUUCCUGGGACACAUCCGUCUGGAGCCCCACAAGCCUCAGCAGGUGCCCAUCGACUCCACCAUGUCGUUCGGGGCGUCGACGCGGGUGUACACCCUGCGGGAGAAGCCUCAGACCCAGCCCAGCGCUGCAGCUGGGGACAGCAAGGCGGGGGAGGACGAGGAGCUCAAGGGCCUGCUGGGACUGCCGGAGGAGGAGACCGAGCUGGAGAACCUGACAGAGUUCAACACAGCCCAUAAUAAGCGCAUCUCCACCCUGACAAUUGAGGAGGGAAACCUAGACAUUCAGAGGCCCAAACGCAAGAGGAGGAGCUCACGAGUCACUUUCAGCGACGAGGAGGAGAUUAUAAACCCAGAGGAUGUGGACCCAUCUGUUGGGCGUUUCAGGAACAUGGUUCAAACUGCAGUGGUGCCAAUAAAGAAGAAGAAGACUGAGGUUCACGGCACACUAGGUCUUGAGGACACAAUGUCCAGGCGGGCACAGAACUAUCCUUUCAGUGGGGGUCUGUAUGGAGACCUGCCCCCCACCAGCCAGGAGGCCAGCACCCACCCUGCUGCAUCUCAGGGUGGAACCACUAUCCUGGGCGGCCUACCUCUGCCCUUCCCGAACCCUGCCCCAGAAGUGGACCUAACCCCCACCACCACCCAGCCCCCCAUCACCCUCAAUCCUACCCCCACACCCGGACCCUACGCCCCCGAGACGCUCAACGAGCCCCGAAAGAAGAAGUAUGCCAAGGAGGCGUGGCCAGGGAAAAAGCCCACCCCAUCUCUGCUCAUCUAG
Megalops cyprinoides (Indo-Pacific tarpon) is the source of this 1068-nucleotide messenger RNA. Its product is annotated as nuclear inhibitor of protein phosphatase 1-like. The record is from RefSeq and is a predicted model, not a curated record. Gene Ontology annotation, molecular function: protein serine/threonine phosphatase inhibitor activity; protein binding; mRNA binding. Gene Ontology annotation, cellular component: nuclear speck. Bases 16 to 1068 code for a protein of 350 amino acids. The transcript has 7 exons. Lineage: Eukaryota; Metazoa; Chordata; Actinopteri; Elopiformes; Megalopidae.